CAGUAACACGUGACGUUAUGCACUUUUAUGCACCGAUAGUCGCGAUGUUUUCAAGUAAAGCGGCUGUCUUGUAUGAACACAUUUGUUAUAUCUGUGUUUCUCAUCGCCCGGCCAACUGUUUGUGUGUUUGUUGUUUAACACCGCACUCAGCCUGUCUAUGUAGCUCCUGUUCGAUUGACAUUGAAGCUGACACAAGUAUGUACUUUAAUUUUGGUGGCCCAAACCCUCGGGGAAGGCGUGUUCAAGUUGAACGAGCUCAACAUUUUCGACAAGAUACCGUGGUCAACUCUGAAGACACAGUCAUUGGAUGUAACCGACGGAUGCUUGACCAACAGCUUGCAUGUGACGUCAAGUUCAAGGUCGGGCAGUCGAAGUCGCCGGUAGGUGCCCACAAGUAUGUGCUGGGUGCCAGGAGUGACGUCUUCUUUACCAUGUUCAACGGAUCGAUUCCACAAAGUGAUGACGUCGAUGUUCCUGAUAUCGAGCUGGAACCCUUCAAGAUAUUCUUACGCUACCUGUACUGUGAUGAAAUACUCGUUGCCAUGGACAACGUGCUGUCCGUCCUUUACUGCGGCAAGAAGUACAACGUUCAGUCUCUGUUGACCAAGUGCGUGGACUUCAUCAAGAACAUGAUGUCUGUCGACAACGUGUGUUCCUUGUUCGAACAAGCUCACUUCUUUGACGAGGAACAGUUGUACCAGAGUUGUCUCUCCUUCAUUCACCAACAGGGGACGGAAGUGUUGCAAACAACCGGAUUCCUUUUGCUCUCGCGCGCAUGCGUUUCUGAUGUAAUUUCCUCAAAUUCUUUGGCUUGUGAGGAAAGCGUCGUCUUCGAGGCAAUGCUUCGCUGGGCAGAGGCGGAAUGUAAACGUCAACACAAACCUGUACACGAUUCGAAUUUGAGGGAAAUUCUUGGUGAAUUGCUGUUCAAAAUUCGGUUUAGUCUGCUCGAUAUUUCAUAUUAUUCUUCUUAUGUUUCUACUCGCAAGAUACUGACAGAUGCUGAAAAGGUGUUCCUGUUUCAGUCAAUAUCAGGCACAGCAGUAGGCACAAUGAAGUUUAAUGGUAAAAAGCGAACACAAUAUUGGGAUUUAUUGCAAUGAAAUGCAAAUGUACAGAUAAAAAAGUUCAUAUUAUUCCUGAAAGUUUGUGAAACUGCAUCCAGUAAUAUUGAACUUAGUGAAUGGAAUGUGGACAUUUUAUACUUUCGACCGAGACAAGAGGAGACACUGAUGCAUGUCUUCACUGUUGGCUUAAUAUGAAAAGAAGAUGAAAUGUAUGUUUUAAAUGUAUGUGCGGCGUAUACCUCUGGUGGAGACAGUAUACAUAUAUUUAAGAAAUAACAGUGCUAUAAAGACAUUCGUAACUAUUAUAUCACUGAAGAUACAUAAAACAUAUCUCUGUUUGUACCUUAAUAACAUGUAAAACUAAGAGUGGAACCAUUUACUAUGCUUAAUUUACAAGAAUACUACCAAUGAAAUGUGUACUAUAUGUAUGUUAAUGUCUGUGUCAGUAAUUGUUUACCAAUACAAAACAUUUACUAUUUA
Molecule: messenger RNA, 1547 nt
Organism: Haliotis rubra (blacklip abalone)
Lineage: Eukaryota; Metazoa; Mollusca; Gastropoda; Lepetellida; Haliotidae
Product: BTB/POZ domain-containing protein 6-like
Exons: 4
Coding region: 18-1103 (361 amino acids)
Biological process (GO): neurogenesis
Cellular component (GO): cytosol
Molecular function (GO): protein binding
Source: RefSeq, a predicted model, not a curated record